Molecule: messenger RNA, 1844 nt
Organism: Eurytemora carolleeae
Lineage: Eukaryota; Metazoa; Arthropoda; Copepoda; Calanoida; Temoridae
Exons: 13
Coding region: 270-1472 (400 amino acids)
Source: RefSeq, a predicted model, not a curated record
GACUAUGAGCUAGAUAUUCAUGUUUUUGUCUCUUUAAAUUGUUAAUCUGCAGUUUCUUUGCCAAAGUGAAGUUUCGAGUCAGGAAGUGACGGUAUCUUCCACUAUUUUGAUCAGAUUUAGGUUUUAAGGGUACUGUUGGAAAUCCGGUAAUACCAUCUUAGCAUUUAGUACAUUACUACAGUACAAGGACAUCAGCUCACAUCACCUCAAAUAGAACAAGCCUGUCAGUGGUCUUGAAAAUAAUAAUUUCCUGAGAACUAACGGGAACAAUGCUGGACAUAGAACGAGGCUGGGAGGAGUUUAAUAGAUUUGAAAAUUAUGUUUUUAAUCCUGAUGAUGAGGAUUUUUUCCAGUUUACGGGAAAAUGGAAUAUCAGGCAUCAGGCCUUAGCUUCUGUAGAUUCAGAUCUCUCUUAUCCUAACAGUCUACUGGCGUUCAAGUUACUGAGGAAUUCCAGCCUUUCUGCGCAUGUGCAAUCUCGCGUUAUAUCUGCUCUGAAGAAGGAAUAUCAGAAUGAUUGCAACAUUAUACACUUGAUAAUGUACCUCAUGAGUAAAGAGACACAAAACAAGCAAAAUUUCAUUUCUCAAGAAGACAAGGAAGUGAAUAAAUCUGUAAAGCAUUGUUCUUCCUCUGACAAGGACAAGUUUCCCCUUGAUGUAUCCGGGAAGCAGGGAGCUCUAGUUAAACAUGAACUAUGUGAUGCAGAGGAGGUGGAAGCAGAAACCCAUGAAUACGAGGAUAUUCCGAUGAACGACCACUUCCUGUUUCAAGAUAACUCAGCUUACAACUAUUUGGAAACUGAAAUACAGGAUGAUAAGAAGCCUAGUUCCUCAAAUAUUUAUGCAAUCUCAAAAUAUAAAUCCUCCAGCUCCCAAAUGCAGGAAAGAGCACAAUCGCUAGAAGAGGGAGUACAUAGAUUCAGUUUGUAUAUAACGGAAUUAUUUGACAGUUUAGAACCUAAGCUAAGAGCACAAGCAGAAAGAAGACAAGAGUAUAUUAAGGACAAACAGCUGUAUCAGGAGAUGAGGCAGGCAAUAGAGCGUAAGAUGAUAGAAUUUGUGCUCUACAAUUUUCCAGACCCGAACAUUCUACCUCCACGAGAAACGGAUUUUCGAACCAUGUUUGUUCAACUUGGAAUUGUGUACCCAGCCGUGUAUGCUCCAUUUCCAGAACCUGAAUUUCAAUCAGAAAUUCGAUGCAGUAAAAUCAGUGAUCUUCAUCAUACUACUUGCGUCAAGUACAAGAGGACUGCAAUACAGAGGGGACUGCUGAACAGAACUUCACUGGAGGAAGGAAAGGCAAGAAAGAAAAGGAAACAACUCCAUGGAUUUAACCCUGAUCCCCUGGCCAAUAUCUUCCCGAAUCCUUACUGUGGGGAAGAGGGGGAAAGUGAGAGUAAAAGAAAAGUUGCAACCGUCUGUUAUAAAUGUUUGGCAGGAGCUUGUGAUGAUGAAACUCACCGAUGUUGAGUUAAUGACUUGUAAAACUUGACUAGAGAAGGGAACAUGAAGUUAGAAGAGAUGUAGUUCAAUGCUUCAGAUGUGUUGAUAUUUAACACCACAAAAUAUUAACUGAGGUUAAAACUUAUGUGAUGUGAAGAUACAUUUUUUUCCUCAAAGGAAUUAAUUAAUUUCUCUUGGAUUACUUUUGGUGUUUGUAUCCUGCAAGGAAAGCUAAGAUUGAGAGAUCAAGCACUUAUCCCUUUCAUUAAAAGCUUCUCAGUGGAUUUCAAGAUCAUAUGCUGUGGAUCAGUGCUAUCUCACAAAAAAGUUUCAACCUCUCAUAUUUCAUUGGUCAAACUUCUAAACAUUUUACCAAAUAAAAUGAAAAAGUUCCUCGUA